This is a messenger RNA of Gigantopelta aegis, 1963 nucleotides long. RefSeq names its product atrial natriuretic peptide-converting enzyme-like. The transcript has 9 exons. The record is from RefSeq and is a predicted model, not a curated record. NCBI's taxonomy places the organism in Eukaryota, Metazoa, Mollusca, Gastropoda, Neomphalida, Peltospiridae. Gene Ontology annotation, molecular function: O-methyltransferase activity; S-adenosylmethionine-dependent methyltransferase activity; protein binding. Bases 369 to 1358 code for a protein of 329 amino acids.
UCAUAAAAUUUAGAGGAGCACGCAUUUUGCUUCAGAAAAAGAUUCAACAUUGGUAUUUCAAAAGUGAUGACAUCCAACUAAACAGCGAGACAUAGAAAAUGAAUAUGCAAAUAGGCUCUUGGGGAAUCCCCAAAUUUCCGAUAGGUAGAUGCUCGUUAUACUGUCGCAAAUGGAUUUGAUUAACAAAUCAAAAUUCGCGUUACAUGUAGAGUGAAUUAGAAGACUAUUCAACUGUAUAGAUGCAUUGACUCCAUCUUUGCUUACGUCUAACUACACAGAUCACUUCCGGGAAGCAGACCGAUCCAUUGUCUAAGCAGCCUGACGGUGCUUCAGUAGAAUCGUGUGUCACGUGGACCAUCAUUGCUAAUAUGACAUGGUGGGAGGACACAGGGUGUGGAGACCCUAUUGGCAAAGGGUUUGUGUGUGAAAGCAAAGCAAGAAACAAUACAGAACAGUUGGUUAGUCCGGUUGUUCAUCCGCCGACACGUGCACAAUCCAUAGAUCGACUCUUCAACUGCAGAAAUGGUGAACUCAUCUGGGAAUCUAGGAAAUGUGAUGGACAUCCCGACUGCUCUGACGGAAGUGAUGAACAGAGCUGCGGUGGUGCAUGCGCCAGCUUACAGUUCCCUUGUAUGUCUAAUGACCAGUGCAUCUCGUGGGACAUGUACUGUGAUCAGAUCAACGACUGUGUGGAUAAAAGUGACGAAACAAUGUGCAUUCCGAAACCAUGUGAUGAGGAUGAAUGGCGUUGUUCCAAUGCUCAGUGCAUUAACAGAUUAAAGGUGUGUGACCUGACACCUGGCUGUCGAGAUGGGUCUGACGAACUCGGCUGUAGUUUAUUUUUGAAGUUCCUGGUAAGCAUGCAGAGGGCAAAGUAUGUUCUCGAUAUUGGAAUGUUUACCGGAUACAGCGCCCUGUCGAUGGCGGAAGCGCUUCCUGCGGACGGUAAAGUGUUCACAUGUGACCGGGAACUAUAUCUCGCUGACCUCAACCGGAAGGUAUUUGAUUCGUCACCUCAUGGGAAGAAGAUUGAAAUUCGACUAGGAGAUGUAGGAGAUACUCUGAAGGCACUGGCGAACGACGGCGUACAGAUCGACUUCGUGUUCCUGGAUGCUGGCGGGGAGAAGUACGGGGAGUAUUUUGAUUUUCUUCUUGACAAGAACAUCCUUGCACCCCGGGGCACGAUCGCCGUGGAUAACACCCUCUUGUUUGGGCGAUCGUACCUGGAACACGAAAACCACAGGGCAAAGUUUAACAAAACGAUCACAGAAGAUCGGAGAGUACAACAGGUCCUGUUGACAGUCCGAGAUGGCAUCACGCUGAUCAGAAGAACUGAUGAUGUAUACGGCCAGGUGUAAAUCACAGAAAGAGAGAGAACUUGAAAUGUGUUAAGUGUAAACCACACAGAGAGACGCGCAGUGUCGUUUCGUUACUUGAUGUAGCAGCUUAAUAUAGUCCGGUUUAGGAAAUAGUUCGUCAUAAAAACAAAUACUACAAAAUUCUGAUAUGCUUUUUGAAAUAUCUCUUUGAUGAUUACACGUAGGUUGAUAUCUGUAGUAUUUAAAUAACCCAUUGGUUUGAAGUAAAUUAUUAUAUGUAGCACUAACUGAUAACAACUGUGCAAGUGGUUUAAUGUCAUUUGUAUAACAGCUACACGAGGCGAUGGCCGGGCAUAGAGACCAUUAAUUGAACAUUUUGUGGUCGACCUAUGUUGAUUUUUAUACAAUACAUGUCAGUUGAGAGCACUCCCUACAAUUAGUAAUCACAUGACCGUUUCGACAGUUUUGUAUUUGUCACAGAAUAUAUUCGUACAUAGAAAUUGUAUUCAACUCCAUAGAAUAAAUACUAGUGGUGUGCAACCUUUAGUGUUCAGUGAACACAAACAACAUUAUAUUGUUGUUGAUAACGCGAACUGUUAAAGGUCAAUAUCCAGAUAAGUAGUUAAUAAACGAGAUACAAACUA